Chlorella variabilis is the source of this 2271-nucleotide messenger RNA. RefSeq lists its product as hypothetical. The coding region runs from base 1 to 1656 and encodes 551 amino acids. Lineage: Eukaryota; Viridiplantae; Chlorophyta; Trebouxiophyceae; Chlorellales; Chlorellaceae. The transcript is spliced from 10 exons. The record is from RefSeq and is a predicted model, not a curated record.
AUGCUCCCAACGCUCGCUGGGGGUCUGUCUGUCCACAUCAUGCCCCUACGCACGCUGCCUGCAUGCCCCUAUGCUCGCCAUCGUGCAGGCACAUUGGUGGCUCUAGAACGGGCGGCCGAGUAUCGCGAGCGCCGCAGCGAUGGUUACCAGGAGCCCAAGCUGCUCUACCUGGUGGGCACCUCUCACGUGUCGUCCCGGUCGGCAGAAGAUGUGCGGCGCGUGGUGCAGGCGGUGCAGCCAGAUGCAGUGGUGGUUGAGCUGUGCCGAUCUCGUCAGGCAGUCAUGGACGAGCCGCGGCAGCAGGGGUCGCAGCAGGGGCAGGCCCAGGCGGCGCUGUCGCUGUCAAGCGCCGGCAGCAGCAUGAGCGAUGGCGAGGAGGAGCCUGCCGGCAGCAGCAGCGCCACCGCCGCCAGCAGAGGCAGCAACCCGCGAGCCUUGAGGGAGGGCAGCCUGCUGCCCGCUUUCAAACGGAGCAUGGGGCUGGGCGGCAGCAGCGCCCUGCUGCUGCGCCUGGUGCUGGGCCGCGUAUCUGCGCGCCUGUCGGGCAGGCUGGGCGUGCGGGGCGGGGCGGAUUUUGUGAUGGCGCGGGAGGGGGCCAAGGCACUCAGUGCGCAGCUUGUCUUGGGAGACCGGCCGAUUGAGAUCACGUUGCAGCGGGCCUGGGACGCGCUGAGUUGGCAGCAGCGGGGCCGCCUGGCCCAGGAACUGGCAGGCGGCAUGUUGGCCGCACAGCAGCUGGAUGUGGCGGCUGUAGAGCGCCUGAAAGACGAUGAUGGCGUGAGCCUGCUGUUCCAGCAGCUGAGCGAGGCAUACCCCGAGCUGGUUGGUCCAUUGGUGCACGAGAGGGACCUGUACCUGGCUUGGUCGCUGAAGCGCAGCAAAGCAGUCAAUGGCGCCUGUGCGGUGGUGGGUGUGAUUGGCAAGGGACACCUGCGCGGCGUGUGCUACGCCUUGACACACGAUGAAGCGGGGGCAAACCUGCGCUUCCAGGAUUUGGUUGGCGGCAAGAACGUGAAAGCAAAUCGGCGGCGCCAGCGGGCAGCAGCAGUGGGGCGCUUUGCCCUGGACACAGCACUCUUUGGCGUGGUGUGGUUAUGCAACUCAUGCCACUGCAAGGCGUACAGGCGGCGACGCAAGCUGUCCGGGCUGCCUAGUGGUGGGGAGAGCAGCGGCGCCGAGGCUGCCAUGCCAGCAGCGGGCUCGCAGCAGCAGCGACUGAUUGAGCUGCAGCAGCGGGUGUUUGACGAGGUGUGCAGCACUCCAGCCGACAGAAUGGUGGCACUGCACUGCGCACUGCGAGCGCAGCAGGCCACGCCCAGCUUAGGCCAAAGGGCGGUGCUGGGCGUGCUGCCCCGCAUCAUGCUGCAACUCCCUGACGACCCCUCUGGCAUUCUUCACAGCGUGUCGUGCCUGGCUGAGGCGGUGAUGCUUGGCAACCAGGAAGAGCAGGCAGCAGAUUCGGAGGAUUGCACCGGGCAGCAUGCACACACGUCGGCUAGCAAGCCAGCGCCAGUUGCGGUGCGGCUGACACUCUAUGCAUCCGCCAUCCACCAGCAUGUUGCGGAACUGGGGUCGCGGGUGCUGCAGCCGCCGCCGCUGUCAUUGGACGUCGGCGGGUUGCCCAGCGACGCAGGCUUCUCUUUUCUUGAGCUGUGAACCUGCCACCGCCUCUUGGCGCCUCGCAUUUGCCACCUCCUGUACGUUGUGUGCCUGCAAGCUUGUACCCUCCCACACUCUUUGUUUCCUUUUCUGGAAGUCUUCUUAGCGGCCGUCUUUGGGUCACCCCCCAUCUGUUCUUCAGCCAUGCUGCUUCUUUCAAUAAGCGUGCGCAGAAAUAGAAGCUUACUGGCUGCCGCCCUGGCCUGCGCUUCUUUUACCCUCGUCUGCCCGAGCCAUCCUUGGCAGACGCCACCUGCUCAGAGCAUGAAGAACAUCCUUUUUGUUGGAUCAUCUGAGGGCUCCUUAUGCCUCAAUUGCAAUUGCACACUCCAGUACCUGCUCGCUACAGCUUUCAGAUUCUUGCCCUGCUUUACCCCCUUUUCCUCCAUCAUUUGUGUUCCUCUUUUGCAGGACCUGUGCCAAUCGUGCCGAACGCUCGUGCCGAACGCUUCCCCUGCGCAUUUGCACCCACAGCCUGCUCAAGGCACUUUACAACCGUCUCUCCACCAUGUGCACCCACGCCGAUUUAUUUGUUAGGCACAAACCAUUCAUUACUCGUUUACACCACCGCGGGAGGCAAACACACCUCCGCCGUCUGCAACAGCUCCGAAC